CUGGCUGUUGUUAAGACUGUGGUAUGCACGAACUUCUUUGUUGAUGUUUAAAUUUCUCAAAUGAAAACUUAAAAGUAUUGGAUUUCGUGAUGCAGUUAAAACAUUUAAAAACUGUUUUGACCGCACAGGAUUAUGAAAAUAAAAUAUCUGCACUAGCAUGGUCUCCGAACAAUUUAAAAUUAGCAGUUGCAACAUCCGAUCGACAAAUUAUAUUAUUUGAUGAAAAAGGUGAAAAACGUGAUCGUUUUUCAACAAAACCGGCAGAUCCGGCAAACGGUAAAAAAUCGUAUGUUAUUCGCGGUAUUGCAUUUAGUCCGGAUUCAACAAAAAUUGCCGUAGCACAAUCUGAUAAUAUUGUAUAUGUUUAUAAAAUCGGAGAUGGUUGGGCUGAGAAGAAAGUUAUUUGUAAUAAAUUUCCACAAGCACAACCGGUUAUGUGUAUUGUUUGGUUAUCGGCUGGACCGAUAAUUUGCGGUCUUACCGAUGGUAAAGUUCGUGCUUUACAUACAAAAUCGAAUAAGUCACAAAGUUUAUAUGGAUCGGAAAGUUUAGUUGUAUCGUUGGCAUCAAAUCAACGAGGAACGGGGUUUUUAUCUGGGCAUGCUGAUGGGAGUAUUGUUCGGUUUUUUGUUGCUGAGGAUAAUCAAUCGGGUCAGGCUCAAGGUAGAGUGGUCACACAUUCGAGUCCUCCAUAUGCAUUGGCAUGGCCUCAAGGACAAAUUGUAGCGGCUGGAUGUGAUAAACGGGUUGUUGUUUAUGAUGCUCAAGGAAAAUUAAUGCGAAAUUUUGAUUAUUCAAAAGAUGAUGAUGAACAUGAAUUUACAGUUGCAGCGUGUAGUCCAAGUGGGCAGACAGUGGCAAUUGGAAGUUUUGAUCGUUUACGUGUAUAUGGUUGGAGCCCUAGAGAUUUAACAUGGAAUGAAGGCCCCAUGAAAGAAAUGCGAUUUUUUUAUACAGUCACAGCACUUGCUUGGAAACGAGAUGGCUCACGUGUUGCAUGCGGCGGUUUAUGUGGAAGUGUUGAAUUUUUCGAAUCCGUUCUUCGUCGCACUGUGUGGAAAGAUAAAUUUGAAUUAACAUAUGUGGGACCAUCACAAGUUCUGGUAAAGCCAUUAAAUCCAGACGGUGGACGUGGAGUUGUUUUACGAUCACAACUAGGCCGAGAAAUUGAUGAUGUACGAAUUAUGGGACGUGAUAGUUAUUUAGUUGCACGCACCGAGGAUACACUUUUGUUAGGAGAUUUACAAAGGAAUCUUUUAAGUGAGGUAGCUUGGAACAGUUCUGGCAGACAUGAAAAAUUCUAUUUCGAUAAUCCAACAGUAUGUUUAGUAUUUAACGCGGGUGAAUUAUCUUUAAUUGAAUAUGGCGAUAAUACAAUUUUAGCAUCCGUACGCACAGAAUUCGCUAAUCCACAUUUAAUAAGUGUGCGAUUAAAUGAACGUAGUCAAAAUUUUGAAAACAAGAAAUUAGCAUAUUUACUUGAUCUCAAAACAAUUUGUAUUAUCGAUUUAAUCACUGGAAUAACGGUCAAUCAAAUAUCGCACGAUUCGAAAAUUGAUUGGCUUGAGCUUAGUGAAACAGCGCAUAAAUUAUUAUUCCGGGAUAAAAAACAAAGGUUAAUACUUUUUGAUACCGCAACAAAUGAAAAAAUCACGAUUAUGAGUAAUGUUAGCUACGUCCAAUGGAUUCCAGGAAGCGAUGUAGCUGUAGCACAAACUCGUAAUAAUUUGGCUGUAUGGUACAAUAUUGAUUUACCAGAUCGAGUCACUUUGAUACCAGUUGAAGGGGAAAUUUUGGAUAUUGUACGUGAAAAUGGUAAAACUGAGGCAAUUUCACAAGAUGGGAAUUUAACGUUAAGCUACGAACUUGAUGAAGGAUUAGUUGAAUUUGGGACAGCAAUUCAUGAUAACGAUUACGGACGUGCGAUUUUAUUUUUGGAAACACUUGGGAAUAAAUCAGAAGCGGAAGGUAUGUGGCAUAAUUUAGCAUCGCUGUCGUUAAGCAUGAAUAAUUUACGUGUGGCUGAACGAUGUUUUGCCGCGUUGGGAGACGUAGCGAAAAGUUAUUUCUUAAAAGAAACAAUUAAAAUCGCUGAUGAUUUUCAUAAAACGCAUAAUUUGGAUGGUAUGCAAUGUCCAGAAGUUUGGGCACGUAUGGCAAUUUUAAACAAUGAUCUAAAAACUGCCGAAAAUAUUUAUUUAGAGCAAGGAGAUAUUGAAAAUGCGUUAAAAAUGUAUCAAAAGUUUCAUAAAUGGGAAGAAGCACUUAGUUUAGCCGAGCAACGUGCUUAUAAUCAAUAUGAGGAUUUGAAGGAAACGUACAUGCGAGUUUUAUUAAAAUCAGGACAGGAGGAGAAAGCUGGACAAAUUUUAGAAGAUCAAGGUGACAUUCAAAAAGCAUUAGAUUUUUAUUUAAAAGCAAAUCGACCUGCACGUGCUGCACGAAUUGUUCAACAAAAUCCGAAUUUAUUAAAUAAUGAGGAACUUGUACGAAAAAUUUCGAAGCAAUUACUCAAAAAUGAAUUAUUCGAACAAACUGCGGAACUAUACCAUGCAAUUGGCCACGAUGAACUUGCAAUACAAUAUUAUCGUAAAGGAAAAGUGUAUCCAAAAGCUUUGGAUUUAGCAAGAAUUGUGGCUCCUGAUCAAAUUAUUACCCUCGAAGAAGAAUGGGGUGAUCAUUUAGUUGCCACCAAACAAUUAGAUGCAGCUAUUAAUCAUUUCAUCGAAGCUGGUAAAACACUAAAAGCAUUGGAUGCUUCAGUUGAAGCUCGGCAAUGGAAGAAAGCCGUACAAAUCAUUCAAGUAUUCGACGAUCCCGAACCGAUUUUAAAAUAUUACAAAAAAAUUGCUAAACAUUUUAUCGACGUGAAAGAGUAUCAUGUGGCUGAAAAUUUAUUGGUCAAAGCUGAAAUGUAUCAAGAAGUUGUUGAAAUGUACAACGAAUCAAAGCAAUGGGAUAAAGCGCACGCGUUAGCUUCGCAAUAUUUGGAUUCAAGUGAAGUGGCUGAUAUGUAUAUUAAACAAGCGCAACAAUUAGAAGCUGAAAAUAAAUUCCGUGAUGCUGAAAAAUUGUAUUUAAGUGUGGGUGAACCGGAUUUAGCGAUUGCCAUGUAUAAGCGUCACGAUCAGUAUGAUAAUAUGAUUCGAAUGGUUGAAAGAUUUCAUCCCGAUUUGGUACAAACUACACAUAUACAUUUGGGUCAGAAAUUAGAGGAGCUAAAUAAAUUUAGGGCUGCUGAAACACAUUAUUUAGCUGCAAAUGAAUGGCGUGCAGCAGUUAAUAUGUACCGAGCGAAUAAUUUAUGGGAAGAUGCACAUCGUGUUGCAAAAUCAAAAGGUGGCCAAGCGGCAGCUAAUCAAAUAGCUUUUAUUUGGGCACGAACUUUACCCCUUGAAUCCUCUAUAAAUCUAUUGAAUAAAUUUGGAAUUCUAGAAACAUGUAUUGAUUACGCUUGCGAAACAUUACAAUUUGAUUUUGCUUUUAACUUAAGCAAAAAUUUAGCACAGAAAUUAAGUGAUGUUCAUUAUAAGUAUGCAAUGCACUUAGAAGACGAUGGUAAGUAUCAAGAGGCUGAAUUUGAAUUUAUAUCGGCGGCAAAACCGAAAGAAGCUGUAUUGAUGUAUGUGCAUACACGUGAUUGGGUGAAUGCGCAACGUAUUGCGGAAUUACAUGUACCUGAAGCUAUUCCUGAAGUGUUGCUAGCGCAAGCAAAUGAAUGUUUUGCACAAAAAGAUUAUACUCAGUACGAAACUUUAUUGUUACGAGCACAAAAACCGGAAAUGAUUAUUCAACAAUAUAAAGAAAAUGGUAUGUGGGUUGAUGCAUUACGUAUUUGUCGCGAAUACAUGCCGAAUUUAUUACAACCGUUACAGCAAGAAUAUCAUCGCGUUGCAAACAAUGCGGGAGAUCAAACUGAUGUCGAAAGUUUAUUCAAUCAAAGCUCAAAUUGGUUGCAAUCUGGAGAAUAUAAACAAGCAAUCGGAUGUCUUUUACGAAUUACCCCAAAAAUUGCUGAUCAGUCAACAGUGAAUCAAGCAUUGAUUCAGGCGGCAGAUAUCACAAAUCGAUUUUUAGAUGGACCUAUUGGAUUGGAUGUUGUGAAAAUAUUAGGUCCACGUUUAAUUGAAAUUGGACAAUAUACAUCGGCUGCUCAAUUAUUUUUAAGUGUGGAUCUAAUCAAAGAGGCAAUUGAUAGUUUUAUUGCGGCUGAAGAAUGGCAUAAAGCGAAAAAAAUAGCCAAGGAAUUAGAACCAAUUUAUGAAAGUUAUGUGGAAGCGAAAUAUAAAGAUAGUUUACGUAAAGAUGGUAAUGUAGAACAAUUAGCUGACAUUGAUAUUAUUGGAGCAUUGGAUUUACUAGCAGAACAAGGUCAGUGGGCACGUUGCUUAGAAAAAGCAAAAUCGCAUGGUAACCAACAAGUUUUACACAAAUACGUCGCAUUAUAUGCCACACAAUUAGUUCGAGAAGGAUACACUUUGGAAGCGUUAACUUUGUAUUCUACACAUGGGGCACCAGCGUUACCAGCAAAUUUUAAUAUUUACGUACGAAUUGCCACCGAUAUGUUUGCAAUGGAUGAUUUAUCGGACGAAAGUAGCUACAAUUUAUGGUCUCAACUACGUCAAGUUUUAUUUCAAAUAAAUGAAUCCUUACAAACUACCUCAAAUAUUCCAACGGAGAAAAAAUUACAAUUUCGAACGUUAUUUUUAAUCGCCCAUUAUUAUGCAGUACGUUGCGCUUGUAAACAAGUAGCUACACUCAAUACAAUGGUGGCAAAAAUAUCCGCGGCACUUUUACGCUACACGGAUAUUAUACCAGCGGAUAAAGGAUUCUAUGAAGCUGGAAUGGAUAUGCGAGCUUUGGGUCGUGAUUCUGAAGCGUUUGUAUUUUUAAAUCAUUAUUUAGAUAUUUGUGAUGCAAUUGAAGAUCAAGAUGGUAAUAGUGGGGGUCAAUUAGUGGAUCAUUCUGAUUUAACGUGUACCGAUUUUCCAUCAAAUAUUCCAUUGCCAGCUGAGUUAUAUUUGAAAAAUGAUUUGAGUAAACAUGAUGAAGCGAAAGAGUGGGUUUUAACUGUCAGCAUGGAUCAAAAAGUGAAUCAGUCGUUACCGACCGAUGAUCGAUCAUUAUACGAAUCGAGUUUACAAUUAGAAGACACCCCAUGUGUGGUUACCGGUUAUCCAGUAAACACUAAUCGACAACCAAUCACAUUCCAACGUUCUGAGUUGAAAGCAAAUCGUGAUGCAUGGACAAAACUAAGUUUAGCCGCAAAAAUGGCACCACAUUCAGAUGUUACAAACUGUGUGAUGUUCUUCGAACAAUGGUUGGGUCAAUCUAGUUAUGUGAUGUAAACAAAAACAAAAUCUUCCAUUAAAAUGUGUGUGAUUAUAUAAAAAUCCGUCCUAAGAUUUUGGAAUAUUUAAAGAGUUAGUUAU
Molecule: messenger RNA, 5432 nt
Organism: Chrysoperla carnea
Lineage: Eukaryota; Metazoa; Arthropoda; Insecta; Neuroptera; Chrysopidae
Gene: Oseg2
Product: intraflagellar transport protein 172 homolog
Exons: 9
Coding region: 90-5348 (1752 amino acids)
Biological process (GO): intraciliary transport
Cellular component (GO): intraciliary transport particle B; axoneme; ciliary basal body
Molecular function (GO): protein binding
Source: RefSeq, a predicted model, not a curated record